AUGGUCGUCUUCAGCAAGAUCACCGCCGUUGCGGCCGGUUUCUCCACUCUGGCUGCGGCAAUGCCCACGCUGAACCGUCCCAAUGUCAAGUCGUUCAGUCUCAGCCAGUCUGCCAUUCCUCGCCAGCAGAAGAAUUUCAACUUUGCUGCGACCUACGCGAAGACUCUGGCCAAGUAUGGCGGCCAGAUCCCUGCGUCUCUCAAGGCUGCCGCCGAGAAAGGAAGUGUCAACACUUACCCUGAACCCCAGGACGCCGAGUACCUCACUGCUGUCGACGUCGGUGGCACUACCUUGAACCUGGACUUUGACACUGGCUCGGCUGAUCUCUGGGUCUUCUCUGCCGAGCUUCCCUCCAGCGAGCAGUCUGGCCAUGCUAUCUACAAGCCAUCCGGCAAUGCCACCAAAAUGAGCGGAUACUCGUGGAGUAUCUCCUACGGUGAUGGUAGCUCCGCCAGUGGUGAUGUCUACAAGGACACCGUCACUGUCGCUGGCAUUACGGCCCCCCGGCAGGCUGUUGAGGCUGCCAGCACGAUCAGCUCGGAAUUCACCCAGAACAAGAACAACGACGGUCUGUUGGGUCUGGCUUUCAGCUCCAUCAACACCGUCCAGCCUAAGGCCCAGACCACCUGGUUCGACACCGUCAAGGAGGAUCUGGAUUCCCCUCUUUUCGCAGUGGCUCUGAAGCACAAUGCCCCCGGCACCUUUGACUUUGGCUACGUCGACAAGUCCAAGUACACUGGUUCUCUCACCUACGCCGACGUGGACAACUCCCAGGGCUUCUGGCAAUUCACCGCCGAUAGCUAUUCUGUUGGCUCCCAGAGCGGCUCUGAGUCCAUUGUUGGCAUUGCUGACACUGGUACCACCCUCCUCCUCCUCCCCGACGAUGUCGUCGAAGCCUACUACAAGCAGGUCGAGGGAGCCGAGAACGACUCCCAGGCUGGCGGCUACGUCUUCCCCUGCGACUCUCAACUCCCCAGCUUCACCGCGGUCAUCAACGGCUACUCCGCCGUUGUCCCCGGCAGCCUGAUCAACUACGCCUCGGCUGGCGACGGUUCGAACAACUGCCUCGGCGGCAUUCAGUCCGACCAGGGCAUCGGCCAGGCCAUCUUCGGCGACAUCUUCCUCAAGAGCCAGUACGUUGUGUUUGACGCUGAUGGUCCCAGACUCGGAUUUGCCCCUCAGGCAUAA
Molecule: messenger RNA, 1188 nt
Organism: Monascus purpureus
Lineage: Eukaryota; Fungi; Ascomycota; Eurotiomycetes; Eurotiales; Aspergillaceae
Source: the annotation of a GenBank genome assembly